Prunus armeniaca (apricot) is the source of this 417-nucleotide messenger RNA. The record is from the annotation of a GenBank genome assembly. Lineage: Eukaryota; Viridiplantae; Streptophyta; Magnoliopsida; Rosales; Rosaceae.
AUGGACCCAUGUAGGACCUCGACUGAUCUUAAGAUUUUGGGACUGCCCCUUGUGAUACAGGAAUUUGAUUCCUUAAAGCAUCAAUUGUCUUUGCCUUUUGCACGAGCUUCCUUUGUGGAUACGUUGGGUCUUGACAGCCUUAGGAGUGACCUAAGGCCUAGCCCUCUAAAUGGGCUUUGGAACAGCGCACUUGAUGAGGCUCUCACCAACAAUGAAAAUUUUUGGAAGCCUACUAGUUUGGUGCACGCAUUCCUGGUAGUUUCAAUCUUGUUGAAGAAAAUUGUAACUUGUGGUGCCAACAUUUAUCUGACUUCAAAGCUUUUUCUUGUGAGGGGAGGUGCAGCUGCACCUCCUUGUGCCUUUGUGGAUCUUCCAGUGGUGUUGGUCAAAGGCCCUUGUAUGCCUGAGUUCGAUUAG